AUGUCUUCCAAUCCCUCUUACCGGUCGGUAAUCAUAGCUUGGCUUGCGGUUAGUCUUAUUUUGCAUUGCUGCAAGAAGAUGUGGGGACACUGGAUGCUCCCGAAAACAAGAUGUCUAAGACCUGGUCUGAGCAGCACUGGUCUUUAUCCCGAGGGCAUCAUGCAGUGUAGUAGGGUCAGUUUUGGACUCGGAGCAUGCUGUCAAGUGUCUAUACGGACAUCGAGUUCGUACCGGACACUCAAGAAGAAAAUGUCGUCUGUCUGUGUAGCCAUCAGCCCUCAACAGACCGAUAUUAGCGUGAGUAGGCCGGCAAGCGACUCCAAGCUGCUGUAUUCGAUCCAUCCAUACUCCGUUGCCACUAGCGUUCCCUUUCCUUGGCGGUUCGUAGCUUCAACUUUCGUCCGACAGCUUGCUAGACCGUCUUAUUCUUCACCACCCGGUGAGACUAGCGUCUGCUACGUCUCUCAUGGCCCCUUGUAUGGCAGAACAGUGGAUGCAUACACCUUGCGAUCGCGUUCAGUGAGCUGUGCUCUUACCUUCGUUGUCCUCAACGUAAGCCAAGCGAGUGCACCAUAA
Messenger RNA from Aspergillus niger, 576 nucleotides. RefSeq lists its product as uncharacterized. The transcript has 5 exons. The coding region runs from base 1 to 576 and encodes 191 amino acids. Lineage: Eukaryota; Fungi; Ascomycota; Eurotiomycetes; Eurotiales; Aspergillaceae. The record is from RefSeq and is a predicted model, not a curated record.